Molecule: messenger RNA, 2744 nt
Organism: Rattus norvegicus (Norway rat)
Lineage: Eukaryota; Metazoa; Chordata; Mammalia; Rodentia; Muridae
Source: RefSeq, a predicted model, not a curated record
AUGGAUCGACAACUGGGGACAGCCUUACGCUACUACAGCCUGCCUCCUCUUCACAACAGAACCAAAGUGCCUGGGGAAGCAGGUCUGCCCCAUGGCUCUCAAGGUCUGUACUUCUUCAUUUUCUUCUGUGCAAAUGCCACCAUCCACAGCUCCAUCUGCCUUGUCUGCUCCCAUCAGAACCAGCUUCAGAGUUCCCAGGGGAAUGCUGCUCCUGGGUGCCUCUGGAUGCUCUACUGGCAGCUUGUGCUUCUAUUAGAGCAGCGGCACCUCAGGAGGAAGGACCAAGUAGAAUCCCAGGUUCAAAUCCCAGCAACCACAUGGUGGCUCACAACCAUCUGUAAGGAGAUCCGGUGCCCUCUUCUGGUGUAUCUGAAGACAGCUACAGUGUACUUAUAUAUAAUAAAUAAUCUUAAAAAAAAAAAAAAAGAAAGAAAAGAAGACUUUUCUGGCAGGGACAGACAAUGGUCUGUGGUAGACCUAACCCUGUGUCCUCUCUGUAAUAGCACUGGUGGCCACUGUUUCUAUUGUGCCUACUCCUCAGGUAUGUCAACUGCUCAGGGAUGAUAUUGCUUCUGUUACACGGACAUUUUGGCCCUAUUCCCCAAUUCCUGGGAAGACAGUCACCAAAAUCAUGGUGAUCUUGUCUCAUCGCUAAAAUGCAAGGACACCUCUCUCUUCUGCGGUUGGAGGCUGGAAUUGAGGUCAUGGUUCACAGCUACAACACACUCUUCUGGAGCACAAGUGACUUCAUAUUGCCGUUGGACUCAUGCUACCGUUGGAAUUCGAGAGGUAAGCAGGGUUAUCGGACUUCCUGUCAAAGCCAGGCACUGCGGUGGGGGAGGGCCUCAGGUUGGAGUGAACAAAGCUGAAGCACCUUUCCCCCAAGACAAGGUGCAUUGGCUUGGAAGUCCCUGUUGCUUCUGCACCGGCGGUGCCAAGAGCGUGGAUUUGGGACUGCUGUAUAACACCUUAAACACUACGCGGGUGAGUUGCUGGGGGUCUCCAAGUCAGUCACUCCUAAUGGGCUCUCUCAACAGUUCCUCAGGUCAUUGCUUCUACCGACGCUACCAGAACCUGGAACCCCACCAGCUUCCUUGCAUUUCCCACUGCCCCAGGCCUUGCAGGCAAGAGGGGACAAUGAUGUUGGGAAUUGGGCAUCAGUUCCCUGGAAGGCACCGCGGGAUGACUGGUGGUGCUGUCUCUCCCAAAAUGUCUUUGUAUAGAAUCUUUGCAGGGACUUCCAGGUGGCCUUCAGCCAAAUCAAAUGACUGGAUCCCAACUGGCUUAGAGCAAGACCUGUGGUGCUCAAGUUGGAGCAAGAACCAGAGUGUGACCAAAGUGAACAUUCUUAAGGGGCUUAACUACCAUGUUGUGGAUGAGGUGAUGGCUGGAGAGAUCCAGGGCUAGGGUUGGGAAUACGGCCUAUGGUUGACCACCUUUUCUGAGGUGAUUUGAGUAGAGGCAGGCUCUACACAGUCCUGCUCAUAGGUGGGGUCUGGGAGGCCCUGAUGGAUUUACCCACAGGUUCCACAGGGGCACCGUGCCAUGGGAAGCCUCUGGAAACUGGUUCCGCUUAUCUGUCCUCUGUGCUGGAGCUGGUUGUUACCGUCCUUGCUCUUUAUUUCCACUGGUUCUGCUGUGAGGAAGGUGUCCUGGCUUGGGGUCGGUACUGCUUCAGGGAAGCCCACAUCUCCACCCAGGCCAGCCUGAGACCUCUACCCCAAGCUUUAGUGAGUGAUGCUGAAGGCCCAUCAAAAGCUCACACGGGUGCCCCCAGGAUCUUUGGAAGAUCUGCUUCAAUGUAAGAAUUGAACUAAACUCCAGGCCCUUGAGAUUCUUUUGAGAUGGUUUCUCUGGGCAGUCCUGACUCAGAUAUUCUCCUGCCUCUGCCUCCCAAGUACUGGGAUUAAAGGCGUGUACCACCAUCCCCAGAACUCCCUUAAGAUAUUGACAACUGAACUAACCCCAGUAGUGCCAUCCAAUCCCUCAGCAUAAUUUUGGGAGCUGUAGCAGCGGUGGGCUCCCUAGUUGCCCAGAGUGAGCCGGACUAGCAAUUUGAGGGCCCAGAAAGCAGUAACAUCUGACCUAUGCAGAAACUAAAUAUAUCCAACAUGCCAGGGACUCUGUUUACCCACCUACCUUGCUCGGUGAUGGUCCCUUGGGUUGAGGGGGGUGUCCCAAAACCCAAGGGCUGUGAAGUUUCUCCUCGAUAUACUUCUAAACUCUGGAUAUGAGCAUGUAUCCAUUCAUGUUCAUGUGUGUGAAGAGGUACUUCUACAUAGUGGAACCUGUUAUCACAUUUGCCUAUUCAUGUUACGCACACAUUCUCGAACACGCAUGCAUGCACACGUGCACACACGCACAUAUCAGACAGGGCCUGAAUUGGUUUUGCGGCAGAAAUAAAAAAGUAAAUCCAAGUCAAGACAUCUGCUGACCUCGGGCUGCUCUGCCGUACAACCAGUCAUUCCGACUGUUGUCAGACACAUACAUGUGUCUCCCCAACCACCUACAUCAGGGUAAGCUACAAACCUCAGAAUGUACCUCAAAGGCCCCUUGCAACAGAGCACAGCAGACACACUGCUGGUAAGGGACACUGGGUGCAAAUCAGGGACAAGAGCCCCAGCUACCCUCAUUGACUGUGUUCCUCCUUCUCCCUAUCAAGGGAUACAGUCUAAUUCAGAGAAGGGCAGAGAGGAGAGGCCAGAGAACAGGGGCUGAAGGUGUCAGGUGUCAGUUUCUCUCAA